Molecule: messenger RNA, 2892 nt
Organism: Knipowitschia caucasica
Lineage: Eukaryota; Metazoa; Chordata; Actinopteri; Gobiiformes; Gobiidae
Source: the annotation of a GenBank genome assembly
AUGGAAUUUGUCAUGUUGCGUCCUCUCUGCCUGGAAUAUCCGAUAACUCACUUUCUCUUUGCGGUUUCCCCCUCAAACCUGCAGGGUCACUCCACAAGCCAAUCAGAUUCCCCACCUCUGUUUGUCCAAUCACUGCUCCGGGAUCAGGGCAAGUUACAAGGAGGAGGGAAGAAGGUGGCGGGUCUGGGCAUGCUGCACCAUCAGCAGAGUGCAAAACAACAAAAAAGGAAGUUGCGGGAUGAAGUUGAAAAAGCCGUCAACACAGUGCAGCGCUGCAGACACCCACCACGGAAGACAGCGAGAGAGAAAAUCCACUAUGCGAGACAAGAGAAGAGCCAGCGCGCCCAAAUACUAUUGCUGACGAGAGCACAGAUGGAGCUGUGGCGUCAGUGUGCUUCGUGGCUCAUCCACUGCAGAGUUCUACCAGAAAACCACCGGGUCACAUGGGAGGGCGCACAGGUGUGUGAUCUGGCCCAGGCACUCAGGGAUGGGGUCCUCCUGUGUCAGCUGCUCAACAAUCUUCUGCCCCACGCCGUCAACCUGCGGGAGAUUAACCUGCGGCCGCAAAUGUCCCAGUUCCUGUGCCUGAAGAACAUCCGCACAUUCCUGGGGGCCUGUCAAGAGAAGUUCCGCCUGAAGAAGAGUGAACUGUUUGAGGCCUUCGACCUGUUUGAUGUGCGCGACUUUGCAAAGGUGCUCAGUACCUUGUCCCUCUUGUCCCAAUCACCUGUUGCUUUACAAAGCGGAGCACAGCCUUUUCCUUUGGGAAGUUACUCUGCGGAUGAUGACAUCUACAACGGGCUGUCGGACCAGAUCGAUGACACGGUGGAAGAGGAUGACGACCUCUACGACUGUGUGGAGGAUGAGGAGGCUGAGGGAGAUGAGAUCUACGAGGACCUGAUGAGGACAGAGGAGCCCCCAGAGACGAGGACGGGGGUGGACAAGCGAGAGUGCUGCCUGAAGGAGAUCCAACAAACGGAGGAGAAGUAUUCAGAAACGCUGCAGUCCAUUCUUCAGCACUUCAUGAAGCCCCUGGUGCGGUUCCUUCAGCCACAGGACAUGGAGAACGUCUUCAUCAACAUAAAGGAUUUAGCAGAUAUUCAUCGGAACCUGCUGGAGCAGAUCCAAACUUCCAUCAUACAGUUUGGAGCCAAAACUCUACACCAGGUGUUUCUGAACAACAAAGAGAGACUCCUGCUGUACGGGCGAUACUGCAGCCAAGUGGAGGCAGCCACAAAACUUAUCGACCUGCUUUCUUGUACAAGAGAGGACAUCAGGAUGAAGCUGGAGGAAUGUUCCAAACGAGCAAACAGCGGGCGCUUCUCCCUGCGAGACUUACUCAUGGUGCCCUUACAGAGGGUGCUGAAGUACCCCCUGCUCCUACAGGAACUAAUGAAGCACACCACUGACCCCACAGACAAGGAGAAUCUGCACACCGCUCUGGACGCCAUGAGAGACUUGGCUCAGUGUGUGAAUGAAGUGAAGCGGGACAAUGAGAUCAUCAGACAGAUCACAUCUUUCCAGCUAUCUAUAGAGAACAUGAGUGAGUCCUUAGCCCUGUAUGGCCGGCCCAAGAUUGACGGAGAGCUGAAGAUCUGCAGCUCGGAGAAGAAGUCCAAACACGACAGGUAUGCAUUCCUGUUUGAUAAGGCUAUGUUUGUGUGCAAAAAGAAGAGCGGGGAAUUGUUUGAACUAAAGGAGACAGUUGACCUCCAGUACUACCAGAUUCGAGACGAGUCCUUAGGAGAGAGGGACAAGAAGUGGUCCCACCUAUUCAUACUGCUGGACUGCUAUGGGAGAGGAGGUUAUGACCUGUUUUUCAAAACCAGAGAGCUGAAAAAGAAGUGGCUGGAGCAGUUUGAGAUGGCAAUAUCUAACAUGUGCCCAGAAAACGCCACAGCCAACAACCAUGACUUCCAGAUGCACUGCUUUGAAGAGGCCUCCUCCUGCAAAGCCUGCUCCAUGCUCCUUCGUGGAAUAUUCUUCCAGGGCUAUCAGUGCACUCGCUGUAAGAUGGCUGCGCACAAAGAGUGCCUAGGAAGAGUGCCAGCGUGUGGGAGAAGCUCAGAUCACUCAGGAACUAUGAGGAAGCCUAAACCACGGGCCUCAGCGGCACCUUCCACAGGUUUCCCCAAGAUGGAAGCAUUCCAGGAUUACUUGGGCUUGCCCCCUCCGCCUGUGGGCUUUGGCUUGGCUCUGCCCCUGUCCAGAGGAGACGUGGUGGAGCUGACCAAAGCAGAGGCCAACAUGCAGUGGUGGGAGGGCAGAAACCUGACGUCAGGGCAGAUAGGCUGGUUCCCCAACAGCAAAGUGCAGCCUUACCGCUCAAGCCCGACUCCAGACCUGUCUGCUUUCAACUGGUUUGCAGGGAACAUGGACCGGGGCGAGGCCAAGAGCCUGCUCACGUCCCGCUCGGAUGGGACUUUCCUGGUGCGACAGAAGGAUGGGGGAGAGUUUGCUAUCAGCAUCAUGUUCAACAUGGAUACUCGGCACAUAAAAAUCACAUCAUCUGAUGGCCUGUUCCGCAUCAAUGACAAGAAAGCCUUCAAGGGACUGACGGAGCUCAUCGAGUAUUUCCAGCACAACUCUCUGAAGGAGUGUUUCAAAGACAUGGACACCACUCUGAGAUGGGGGUAUAAGCAAGCCGAGCAGAUCGCCCCCUACAGCCCAGCCAACAAUGCUCCAGGUGGAAACUCCCGGAAUAUGGGUGCAGCCAGAGCCCGGUACGACUACUCUGCCCGCGACCGCACAGAGCUCAACCUGCGAGAAGGAGACACCAUCAAGAUCCUGUCCAAGAAGGGCCACAGCGGCUGGUGGAAGGGCGAGGUUUACGGACGGAUCGGCCUGUUCCCUUCCAACUACGUGGAUGAGGAUUAUUCAGACUACAGUUGA